AGCGUAGUGCCCAGCGGAAGGAAGGCUAGUUUAUUAGUGGAGUAUCAUCAUUCUCAUCGUCAGAAAAGCUCUAUGGGCCAUCAUCAUCCGAAAGCCUUCCUACCUUAAAAUUGCAAUUCUCCAAGAAUCUCUCUUUCUCUUUUUCUUUCUUCUGUGAAUUCUCUUUUUGAAGUGGUUUCUGGGUUUCUAUAGUGGUGUAGAGUGGAUAUGGCAGUGCUGUCUCUUAGUUCGUUGCCUUUGGGGUUCAGAUUCAGGCCAACGGAUGAGGAAUUGGUGAAAUUUUACUUGAGAUUGAAGAUUAAUGGAAAUGAUAAAGAUGUCAGAGUCAUUCGAGAACUCGAUGUCUGUAAAUGGGAGCCCUGGGAUUUGCCUGAUUUAUCGAUCAUAAAGACAAAUGAUCAAGAAUGGUUCUUUUUCUGUCCGCUUGACCGCAAGUAUCCGAAUGGGCACAGAUUGAACAGGGCUACAGAGAAAGGCUACUGGAAGGCAACUGGAAAGGAUCGCAAAAUCAAGUCUGGGAACAACUUGAUUGGAAUGAAGAAAACUCUCGUCUUCUACACUGGACGAGCUCCUCGUGGUACCAGAACCCAUUGGGUCAUCCAUGAGUAUCGUGCAACAGAGGAAGACCUUGAUGGCACUAAACCUGGACAGAGCCCAUUUGUCAUUUGUCGUUUAUUUAAGAAACAAGAUGACAGCGUUGAAGGUUUGAAUUCGGAAGAACCAGAAGCUACUCUUUCUUCUCCUACUGCAGCGCAAUCCUCUCCGGAAGUUGCAGAAUCCGAGCUAGCAUUGCCACAAGCAUCUCCAGUAAAUGGAUCACCCUUCAACAUUCUGCCUUCUAAUGAGUGCUUUAACGCCUGUCAAUCGGGAGAUCAAACAGUAGAUGCAGCCACGCUUGAGGAGGAUACACAGCUGGAAGAAGACUUGAAUUGGUUUGUCCAACCACCUGAGCCUCUAGAUGACAAACUUUUUUCUCCGCUGCAUGCACAAGUACAAGCAGAAGUGGGUUGUCCGUAUUACUCCAUCGCUAAUGACUGGAGCAACUGUACCAGUGGGGUGCAAUCUCAUAAUGGCACUAAUGAAAUAGAUGCUGCCUAUGUAACUAAUUUCCUGAAUGACAUCCUUCAGCAGCCAUCUGAGUAUGGUUGUGAGGAGUCUGACAGCAUUAAGAAUAUUGCCUUAGAUGAGUGUCCUGAAUCUUAUACUGGAUUAGUGACCCGAACUUUGCUUGAAGAGGAGUUGCAAGGUCCUGUGUGGCCUGAGGAGGAUAUUGACAUAAAGCCACCUUUACAUGUGGAAACAAUCCCAGAAGAUAGCAGAUCUCUAAUUUUUAAUCAUAACAUUGUUGAACAGCAUUCAUUGCAUAAUGAAUUAUAUGGAAGCCAAAGUUUUGCAUCAAGUUCUGCUGCAGAUCAAUUAACUAGUUUCAAAAAAAUAAGGAGCCAUAUGAAUCAAAUUGGCAGCAGUGAGAGUGUUGGAACUGGAAUCAGGAUUAGGGCUCGGAAUUCACAAAAUUUACCAAAUGCUGGGAGCACUGCCAUGCAGGGUCUUGCAUCAAGAAGAAUACGUCUGCAAUGUAAAUUACAAGUUCAGCCACUUCAUUUUGGUGGAAAGCUAGAAGAAUGUAAAUUGGAACAUGAUGUGCUAGAGGAGUUGAAAACAAGGGAAAAGGAUACUGCUGUCGGCGAUGGUGGUUGUAGUACCAAGGAUGAACAUGAACUGCAGACACUUUCCCCUUCUGAAAGCUAUAAAAUCUCUGAGGAGCUGAUGCCUAACGUUGGACCCAAUAAAAGGCUGAGGAGCCAUGCUUCAUUGCUCAAAAAGCUUCAAUCCAUGUUCUCGAAGGCUUCUUCCACCGGUCCUCCUAUUUGGUCUAUUGCUAUAUUUGGAGUAGUUUUCAUAGUAAUUUUGCUACUGAUCUUAGUGAGCAAGUGGCAUUGCCUUAUUUUUGAGACUGCUUAGGGACCUUGUAUCUUCAUGUAGUUUCAUUCCCCCCUCAUUUUUUUUUCUUUUUAUCUUUAUUUUUUUUGGGGGUGGGGAAGUUGUGAUUAGCAAUUGGGCGUAUGAAAUAGAUUUGCUAGGUUUUCUAUUCUUGUAUAUCUAAAUUUGUUAGUUAAAUAUAUGUUCUAACUGAGUCUUCCCGUUUA
Hevea brasiliensis (rubber tree) is the source of this 2147-nucleotide messenger RNA. RefSeq names its product NAC domain-containing protein 91. NCBI's taxonomy places the organism in Eukaryota, Viridiplantae, Streptophyta, Magnoliopsida, Malpighiales, Euphorbiaceae. The coding region runs from base 208 to 1962 and encodes 584 amino acids. Gene Ontology annotation, molecular function: DNA binding. Gene Ontology annotation, biological process: regulation of DNA-templated transcription. The record is from RefSeq and is a predicted model, not a curated record. The transcript is spliced from 6 exons.